AAAAUGAAUGUGAGCAGGAGCUUCAAGCAUUUGGAUUUAAGUUGGAAUUCAUUAAGUGGAGAUAUUGCACAAAUCUUGUGGAGUCUUGGACCUCUGGAGUACCUUGCAUUAGAUGGUAACGAGCUCAAUGGACAUAUUUCAGAAAUAGUGAAAAUUUUCUCAAGUAGCUUGCGAUAUUUAAGUUUGAGAUCCAAACACAUUACCGGAAACAUUCCACAAACUAUGGAGAAUCUCACCAAUUUGGAAUUCUUGGAUCUCUCAGACAAUAACAUUAUUAGAGGUAUACCAACAGUUUUUUGUGAUCUCAUCAACUUGGAAAGCUUAAGAUUAUCGAAAAAUAAUAUUUCAGGACAAAUACCAGAAACUAUUGGGAAUCUCACCAAUUUGGAAUACUUGGAUCUCUCAUACAAUAAAAUUACUGGAGGUAUACCAACAGCUUUUGGUAAUCUUGGCCAGUUGGAGAGCUUGUCAUUAUUGAAUAAUAAUAUUUCAGGACAAAUACCAGAAAUUAUUGGGAAUCUCACUAAUUUGAAAUACUUGAAUCUCUCAAGCAAUAACAUUAUUAGAGGUAUACCAAUAGCUUUUGGUGAUCUCAUUAAAUUGGAGAACUUGAACUUGUUAGGAAAUAAGAUUUCAGGACAAAUACCAGAAACCAUUGGGAAUCUCACGAAUUUGAAAUACUUGGAUAUCUCAUUCAACAACAUUAUCGGUGGUAUACCAAUGGCUUUUGGUAAUCUCAUCAACUUGGAGAGUUUAUUAUUGCGGAAAAAUAAUAUUUCAAGACAAAUACCAAAAAUUAUUGGGAAUCUCACAAAUUUGGAAUACUUUGAUCUUUCAUACAACAACAUUGUUGGAAGUAUACCAAUGAAUUUUGAUAAUCUUAACAACUUGAAGAGCUUGGAUUUGUCACAAAAUAAGAUUUCAGGACAAAUACCAGGAACUAUUGAGAAUCUCCAAAAUAUACAAUCUCUAUAUUUAUAUGAUAAUUUUAUUAUUGGGCAGAUACCAGAGACCUUCAACAGACUCUACAACUUGCAAUUAUUGGAUGUAUCACGUAACCACUUAACAAGGUUAGUAGCUGAGACUUUGAAUGGGCUCUGCAAUUUGAGUUUUAUAGAUUUGUCACAUAACCAUAUUGGUGGAGAGUUAAGCGAUCUAAUUGAUAGUUUACUACAUUGUGAACAAAGAGCCACUCUAUAUUUAUCUAUUAGUGGCAACAAUUUGAGUGGGAUUGUCCCUUCAAGUAUGGGUGAAUUAUCUGCAUUACAAGUAUUAGACCUCUCCUCAAACUUGUUGGAAGGUAAUAUCACUGAAGCACACUUUUCCAAACUCACCAACUUGGAACACUUGGACAUAUCUUACAACUCCUUUAAUGUGAUCCUAUCUAAUGAUUGGCUUCCACCUUUUAAUGCCAACCUUAUUAUCAUGAGCUCAUGUCAUUUGGGAACUAGAUUUCCUGUUUGGAUUCAAACACAAACAAAUUUGAAAUAUCUUUCUUUAUCUGAAGUUGGACUCUCCGGUAACCUUCCAACUUGGUUUUCAGAUAUCUCAACAAGUUUGUGGUAUCUUAACUUGAGUUCCAAUAACUUGAAUGGCCCACUACCCACUGCUCCUCCCGGGGAAGUAAUCGAUCUCUCCAAUAACUCAUUUGUUGGACCCAUUCCGUUGAGUUUUGCAAAUGGCCCAUACCUUCAAAUUUUGUCUUUAGCUCAUAACAAUAUCAAUGGUAGUUUUUUUUCCUUUUUCUGUAAUCUUAAUUCUCUCCGAGUCCUCGACCUAUCAAACAAUAAUUUAUCUGGGAAAGUCUCAAAGUGUCAUAAAUCAUUCCCAACUUCUUUACAAUCUUUGCAUCUGAACCACAACAACUUGUCUGGAAGAUUUCCUUCCUUCCUGAAACAUUGUGAACAAUUGGUUACUCUCGAUCUUGGUGAAAAUAAUUUGUUUGAUGAAAUACCAAUAUGGAUGGGAGAAAAUCUUUUAUCCUUGAGAGUUCUUAGUUUGAAGUCAAACCUAUUUUAUGGUACUAUUCCAGUGCACAUAGCAAAUCUUACUUCUCUCCAAGUUUUGGAUCUUUCUUCCAACAAUCUUUCUGGUAGCAUACCUUCAUCUCUUGGAAAUUAUAAUGCUAUGGUUGAGAUACGGCAUGAUACUACAUCGUUGCUUCAUCUUGUUGAUGGUGGUUAUUAUGGCGAGAGCAUAGUAAUAACAGCAAAAGGAUAUGACAUCCAAUACACCACAAUUCUCUCACUUGUAACGAGCAUAGACCUAUCAAACAAUAAUCUUUCCGGCGAGAUCCCAAGAGAGCUAACAAACCUGCAUGGAUUGCAUUUCUUGAACUUAUCCAAGAAUCAUCUGAGAGGAACCAUUCCAGAAAAGAUUGGUUCCAUGGAACAACUGGAAUCACUUGACUUAUCGAUGAAUAAUCUCACAGGAGAUAUUCCUUCCAGCUUUUCAUCUCUCAACUUCCUAAGCCACUUGAAUCUCUCUCACAAUAACUUGUCAGGAAGAAUUCCAACAGCCGGUGGUCAAAUGUCGACCUUCAUUGACGACCCGUCAAUCUACGAUGGUAAUGAAUACCUUUGUGGUACGCCACUGCCAGAGUGCCCUGGUGAUGCAGCUCAUCAAAGUCCACCUCAUGAACAGGAAGAGAAAAACGGUGACAGGCUUGAAACAGUGUGGGAAAUUACCAGCAUCGUCAUGGGUUUUGUGGUUGGUUUUUGGAGUUUUGUUGGAACAAUGAUCAUGAAACAGAGCAUAAGGAUUGCGUUCUUUCGAUUUUUCGACAAGGCUUACGAUUGGUGCUACGUGCAGUUGGCAGUCGGAUGUGCAAGGUUAAAGUCCAAACGGCAAAGUGUGACUUGAUCCAUCGGUGGCAAGAACCGAAGAGUUUUCUGUUACAUUUUAAGGAGGUCUCAAGUUGCUUUUCCAGUUAGUAAUUCCAGCUCGUAUGUUAUCGUAUAAUGUUGUCAGAAUAAAGAAGGAAAAGGGUUUCGCAGUUGUUGGCCUUUUGCUUCAUUAGUAUGUAUGUAUUUGUUCUAAUCGGUUCAAAAACUUCAUCAUCCGUCGUUCUAAUCAAUAUGUUCAAGUCAGUCAUCCCUACCGCUGUCUUUAUGACAUUAUAAUCAACCAGAAAGAAGUAUGCCGAAGAGCUUAUUGUUACAUCUUGAGGUCGCAAGCUGCUUUCAAGUAAUGCUGUAUGUAAUCAUCAUGCAAUGCUGUCAGAAUAAAGAAGAAGUAUCGUCGUUGAUGACCUUUGGCUUCAUCAAUAUCAUCAUAAACAAUCAAUGUUGUCCAGAGAUUGAGAAACAAGAAGUUGUCAUAAAUUGUUCAACGCAUCAGUUGUCAAAGAUUAGAGCGCACAAACAUCAAGAAAUUGAAUGUCGUCCAGCAGAAGCAUUUAGUUCUCCAGCCUCCAUCUAAGCAGAAGUGUGAAUAGACUACUGGAUUCCAUUAAGGUGUUGCAGUCUGCUGACAUAAUGGCUUACUUCAGCAGAUUCCAGCUGAGAAACAUGAACAACUUCAAAGAAACCACACCACCUCACCACGUUCAAUUUCUUUUCUCAUUGGGCAAUUAUCAGAAUGGCCAGCCAGCAAAAUCCAAAGAGAAAAAGGGAAAAGGCAGACAUCAGCGACAAUGAUUUAAGCUAGUAAUAUAUGCAUGGUGGGAAUGGCAAUGUAACUUUCUUGGAGUUCAAUGAUUAAGAUGUCUAUUCUCUCUUUGGACUAUAUGUUAUGGUUCAAACCACCUAACCAUUCAAAUUCUUUUCCUAUAGCCCUA
Molecule: messenger RNA, 3778 nt
Organism: Musa acuminata AAA Group (dessert banana)
Lineage: Eukaryota; Viridiplantae; Streptophyta; Magnoliopsida; Zingiberales; Musaceae
Product: receptor-like protein 19
Exons: 2
Coding region: 4-2862 (952 amino acids)
Molecular function (GO): protein binding
Source: RefSeq, a predicted model, not a curated record